Messenger RNA from Polistes dominula (European paper wasp), 864 nucleotides. Its product is annotated as large ribosomal subunit protein uL23. Gene Ontology annotation, cellular component: ribosome. Gene Ontology annotation, molecular function: structural constituent of ribosome. The record is from RefSeq and is a predicted model, not a curated record. NCBI's taxonomy places the organism in Eukaryota, Metazoa, Arthropoda, Insecta, Hymenoptera, Vespidae. Gene Ontology annotation, biological process: translation.
UAUGGCUAUGCGACUAAAGUAGUCUUUCAUUUCCUAGACAUCCGUCUUCCGGUUUUUGUACGUCUCAUCAAAAUGGCUCCAAAACCAAAACCGACGGAAAAAACUGCGAGCAAGACUUCUGAUAAAAAAACUGAAAAGAAAGCUGAGAAGAAGCCGGCAUCUGUUGCUGCUACUUCUUCUAAAGUAAAAAAGCCAGCAACAAAGCCUGCAACUACCGCUGCAAAAAAGCCAGCUACUGCAAAACCUGCAGGUACUGCUAAACCUGCAGCAAAAACUGCAGCAAAGCCUGCAGCUAAGCCUGCACAGAAAGCAGCAUCGAAGGUUUCAAUUUCAAAACCUAAAAAAAAUGCUCAGCCAACAAAGAAAACACCCAAGGGAGGCAAGCCAUCAACAACGCCUCUCAAGAAAGCUCUUAAAACUCAGAAAAAGAUUCUGAAAGGAGUACAUGGAUCAAGAGUAAGGAAAAUAAGAACUUCGGUUCAUUUCCAUCGGCCAAAGACAUUCAGGCCACCAAGAAAUCCAAAGUAUACGCGAAAAUCUGUGCCUCAUAGAAGUCGAAUGGAUGCAUUUAACAUCAUUAAAUAUCCUUUGACUACUGAAGCAGCAAUGAAAAAAAUAGAAGAUAAUAAUACAUUAGUUUUUAUUGCGCAUACCCGUGCAAAUAAAUAUCAUAUUAAAGCUUCUAUCAAAAAGUUGUACGAGGUCGAAGUGGCCAAAGUCAAUACACUUAUUAGGCCAGAUGGAAAAAAGAAAGUAUAUGUCCGUUUAACGCGUGAUUAUGAUGCUCUUGAUGUUGCUAACAAGAUCGGAAUUAUAUAAAUACGUUCAACAAAUAAUUAGAAAAUAAAACGAAGUAUCUGUACA